Xenopus laevis (African clawed frog) is the source of this 1329-nucleotide messenger RNA. RefSeq names its product cathepsin S (gene ctsk.4.L). The coding region runs from base 126 to 1127 and encodes 333 amino acids. The record is from RefSeq and is a predicted model, not a curated record. The transcript has 8 exons. NCBI's taxonomy places the organism in Eukaryota, Metazoa, Chordata, Amphibia, Anura, Pipidae.
UAUUAUAAAGGAGAGGUGACAGGCUUCAAACUGAAAGAACCAUCUCCCCUCAAGUCUGGAGAUUCUUUUCAUCCUACAGAUAUUCUCACUGCUGUCUUCUGGAUUCAUCCUUAGAGUGACAUACAAUGGGAUUCUAUAGGCAGUGCUUCAUUGGACUCUUUGCCUUGCUACUCACUGCUCAUUGUGAGCCAGAUCCUGGCUUAGACAACCACUGGCGACUGUGGGUGAAGACACACAAGAAACUCUAUAAGAACGAGGGAGAAGAACUUGUGAGACGUUUAAUCUGGGAGGACACCUUGAAAUUUAUCAUGCUUCAUAACCUAGAAUAUUCCAUGGGACUUCACACCUAUGAAGUUGGAAUGAACCAUCUGGGUGAUAUGACUGCUGAGGAGAUGACUGACAAACAAAUGAAUUUCAGACCUUCAGAAAUUGCCAAUACUACGGGUCUUCCAGUAGAAAUAUCAAAGUCCACUCCCCCAGAAUCAAUAGACUGGAGGAACAAGAACUGUGUGACCAGUGUGAAGGACCAAGGGUCAUGCAUGUCUAGCUGGGCAUUCAGCAGCAUAGGAGCAAUGGAGUGUCAAAAUAUGAGGAAGAGAACAGGAAAGUUGGAGUCACUCAGUGUACAGAACCUACUGGACUGCUCACAGAACUAUGGAAAUAAUGGCUGUAAAGGGGGAUGGGCGGUUUCCUCCUUCAGAUACAUCAUCGACAACGGUAUUGAGUUGGAGUCUAUUUACCCAUACCAAGGAAAGGAUGGUAAAUGCUCCUACACUCCAGUGAAGAAAGCUCCUCGCUGCACCUCUUACAGACAGUUGCCUUAUGGUAAUGAAGCAACCCUUAAGCAAGUGGUUGGACUAAUGGGGCCAGUGUCUGUGGCCAUAGAAGGCAGCAGAAAGACAUUCCGAAUGUAUAAAAGUGGUGUUUAUUAUGACCCAAACUGCGGUGGCUCCACAAUUGACCAUUCAGUUCUUGUAGUUGGAUAUGGAGCAGAAGAUGGAGUGGAGUACUGGCUGGUCAAGAACAGCUGGGGAACAUCCUUUGGGGAUGAAGGCUACAUUAAAAUGGCAAGGAACCGCCACAACAACUGCGGCAUUGCAAGCUUUGGCUGCUUCCCAGUCAUUUAAUUACAUUUAUUUACAUUGAUUGGAUUGUUUAUAUUUUUAAUCCAGUAAAAGAAAUAGAUUUAGGCAAGAUCAAAGCAUCUGUGUCCAAUGCAUGGUACCUAUGGUGUAUGGGUGGAGCUGGUUUUGGCUACAGGGCUUCUGCUACUACAUUGUAUGCUCAGUGUGACAACGGUCUAUAGAUGACUAUUAAAGGAGAAGGAAA